AUGUCAAUAGCAGAUCUACUGAAAGAAGUAGAUAAUUUAGCCAAAAUAAUUAUAAAUAAGAAUGCAGAGUUGGAACAAUUAAAGAAAAGAUAUGAUAGCAAAAUUAAGAUAAUUAACGAUUAUAUUUCAAAAAUACGACCAGAACUGGUAAAUGAAGAACAAAUAUCAGAUGAACAAUUCGUAAAUCUACUAAAUAAGGACGUCAAAUGUACUCAAUGUGGUCAUCAAUUAAACAACAAAGAAGAAGAUGAAUUUUUACUAAUACCCAAAAAUCAAAUUCAAUAUUUACUACCGCAAGGACAGUUGCAUACUCAACCAAUACUAAAACAAGAUCCAAACCCCAUCAAACCAAUAGAGUCUAAAAGUAAAAAAAAGAAUCAUAUCAUAUGUUCAUUUUGUAAAGAAUCGGGUCAUACCAGAGCUAAGUGUCAUAAAAAAUUAGGAAUUCAGACAUCAUAA
Molecule: messenger RNA, 459 nt
Organism: Lodderomyces jiufengensis
Lineage: Eukaryota; Fungi; Ascomycota; Pichiomycetes; Serinales; Debaryomycetaceae
Exons: 1
Coding region: 1-459 (152 amino acids)
Molecular function (GO): nucleic acid binding; zinc ion binding
Source: RefSeq, a predicted model, not a curated record